Molecule: messenger RNA, 4597 nt
Organism: Mya arenaria
Lineage: Eukaryota; Metazoa; Mollusca; Bivalvia; Myida; Myidae
Product: ER membrane protein complex subunit 1-like
Exons: 22
Coding region: 26-2938 (970 amino acids)
Biological process (GO): protein folding in endoplasmic reticulum
Cellular component (GO): EMC complex
Molecular function (GO): protein binding
Source: RefSeq, a predicted model, not a curated record
UGGAGGUUCCACCGGCUCGAGCAAAAUGUGGAAACUUUUAAUAUUUGUCUUGUUUUAUUCCCAUGUUGAUGGCUUAUACGAAGAUCAGAUUGGAAAAUUUGAUUGGCGACAGCAGCAUAUUGGCCUUGUAACUCAACUGUUCUGGGAAUCUGCUUCUGGCUCCAGCAGCUCAGCUGGGAAACGCCUAUAUGUUUCCACAGACAGCAACGUUAUAGCCGCCCUAAACUCUGUUAAUGGGCAAAUUGUAUGGCGUCGGGUGUUUGAGGAAGAAAGGCGAGGGGAGGUGGACGACAUGCUCUACACGGGGAACUACCUGUUGACUGUGCUGGGGGGUAACAGACUACAGGCGUGGCAGCCAGGGUCAGGAACCAUCAUGUGGGAGGUGGCCAUGAAAGGGGAGACCACUCACACUGGCAAGGUGGGAUUUGCGGAGGAGUCUGGUUCACGAGGGGUGGCUGUGGGGCUGUCGUCUGAGAGAGUGUACGGGGUCAACAUCAGGGAUGGGACUACACUGUGGGACGUAGAGCUACCUAACAGUGAUGUAGUGAAGUACAAGCAUGUGCAGGUGUAUGAUGGGACUGUUUAUGUGGUUGGCAUGACAAUGGGGGCAGAGGUCAAGGUCAUCUCUAUAGAUACAGACGGAACUGUCACCUCCACUAAGUCUGUACUGGCAGCUUUCAUACGUAAAGAUACAAGUUGUGAGGUUGCAGAAAACAGCUAUCUGAUGUGUGUGUGUCCGUCCUCGGAGUCCCUACAGGUCAUCAGCCUCACCCAGCCAGCGACCUUCACCAGCACUUCCCUGCAGGACAUGGGAGUGUCUGAGGGAACAGUGGACAUCAUCAGCUCUGGCAGUGGAGGAACUGUCCUGUCCGCGGCGGGGAAAUAUGUUCUACUGGUUACCAUUGCAACCAACAACAAAGUCUCUAUCAGGAAACAACUGCCUAAAGCCCUUAUUGCAAACACCGUGACAUUUGAAGACAGGGAGUUCCUUCUUUACCUAGAAAAUACAGGUUCAGAGGAGGUGACAGUGUUUGGUAUAGACCUGGAGACCGGUGAAAGCCUUGGAGAGCUGGGCCACAGUUUUAACUACGCUCACCACAACGGCAAACCCACACAGUUUUACGGCCUACUUGCGAAGCGGGCGAAGGAUGGAAAGUUGGCAUACAAACUAGCUAUUGUAUCCCAGGACUACUCUCUACAACUCAUCCAUAAAUCAGGUAAGGUUGGAUGGCGUCGUGAGGAAUGCCUGGCUUACGUGUAUGCUGUGGAGAUGGUUGACCUCCCUGUGUCCGAGAACCAGGCCAAGUUUGAAGAUGAGUUUGGCUCGCACGAGGAUAACGUGGUCACCAUGUUCAUGAAGCGUGUCCGCACACAGCUCUCACAACUACAGACGUUCAUCAUGCAGCAAGUUGAGCGACUACAGGGCGUGAAGCACCACACAGCGAUAAUGGAGGGCGGCGAGGAGGAGGAGGAUGAGGAGGAUUUACUGCGGGAUGAGUUCUCCCUGCAUAAGAUGGUUAUUCUCGUUACACGACCUGGAAAGGUUCUGGGCAUGCGUAGUCAGACAGGUCACAUUGUGUGGCAACACCUGGUGCCCGAUCUCGCCCCAUUCAUGAGUUUCGGUCGUCAGAUGUUCAUGCUUCACACCCAGAGGACGACGGCCCACUUUCCCCACCAUCCGCAGUGUGUUGUGCUGGGCAAAAACAAGGCAUCAGGGAGGGGUCACCUCUACGCCUUCAACCCCAUCACAGCUGAGACUGUUUCGGGCAUGUCCGGCACUGGUGAACAUUUACCGUACAGCGUGAAACAGGCGUUUGUUCUCGGGACCUGGGAUGAAAACUUCAUGAAGGCCUUCAUCAUGCUCGAUGAUUCACACAUGGUGCGAGUUUACCCAGAAACAAUGAAGCGUUUUGUACAAGAGCACAGUUCCACCACCUACAUGUUCUUGGCAGAUAUUGAGCAUGGAGCACUCAAUGGAUUUAGACUUCAUCCCAAACAUUCUGAUAUAACAGUAGACCCUGUCUGGACGGUCAACCUGCAGAACACACGACUUAACAUGAAGAUCACCAACAUCGUGUCUCGGCCAGCUAAUGAGCAUAUCCACUCUGUGGGACGUGUACUGGGGGAUAGGAGUGUGCUGUACAAGUACCUGAAUCCUAACCUGGUGGUGAUAACAACAGAAGGAGAGGAGCCUGCUACCUCACAGCAGAAAGCAUACCCGGUGGUGAAUGUGUAUGUGGUUGACGUGGUAACAGGUCACAUGGUAUUCCAUGGCAACCACCGGAAGGCAAGCGGCCCCCUACAUGUUGUACACUCAGAGAACUGGGUCGUGUAUGGCUAUCUGAACAUGAAGCAGCACCGAUAUGAGAUGGCUGGACUCGAGAUGUACGAGGGUAAAAUCCAGUCUAAUGUGACCGCAUUCUCAUCUCUGUCUGCCCCGGUCACACCCCUUGUGCUGCGUCACUCGUUCAUCUUCCCCCUCCCUGUCGCUUCCAUGGCAACCACAGUCACUGAGAAGGGAAUCACUGCCAAGGAUCUGCUCAUUGCCCUGAAGAACGGAGGAAUAUUUUCUCUUCCAAAAGCCUUCUUGGACCCGAGACGACCCCUUGCCCCUACACAGGAAACACAAGAGGAGGGGACGUUACCGUAUAUCCCAGAACUCCCAGUACACACUGAGGGCAUUAUAAACUACAACCGGACACUGUUCCACGUGCGGGGUCUUCACACGGCACCAACCGGCCUUGAAUCUACCUCACUGGUUCUUGCAUAUGGACUAGAUUUAUUUCAAACGAGAGUGCAGCCAUCCAAGAUGUUUGACGUUUUAAAAGAGGACUUUGAACAUUAUGUGAUCGCCAUCGUCGUUCUCUCCAUGUUGCUGGUGUCAUUUAUUACAAAGAAACUGGCCUCAAGAAAGGCAUUAAAUAAACAGUGGAAGUGAUCUCGCUAGGUCCAUGUAUUUAGGUUUAUUUAAUUGAAUGUAUUGUGCGCUCAGUAUAACAUUGUGCUAAUGGACAGUUCCAGUUUUUGAGGCUCCUUUGGUAGUUAUUGAAUAAUCUCUGAAGUAAUUGUAAUAUCAAAUAAUAAUAAUGGAGACUGUCCUUGACCUAAAUUUUUGUAAGAAUAUAGCACAGUGUUAUGAGGAGCGCUAGAAUAUUGUAUCAUGUGCAAUGAGUAUUAAUCGUGUUCUGUUUCAAAACGGGGAAUAUGAUGGCUUGGGUUGAGGUGCAGGUCGGGACACUCACAGUGAGACUUAUAUAGUUUCAAAUUAAGAAAGUUUUGAAGAUAUUUUCAAAUGGAUACAUACAUCGAAGUAAUGAUGGGCUGUUUAUUAAAGAUUCAUUAAGGCGUUUAAUUGAAGCAGAAUAUGGGAACCUUAAAAUAGUUUGAAAAUGUUUUACUGGUGUGUGAAAAUACACUGUCAACAUUAUGUCAUGCUUUCUCGGCCAAUACAAGGUGGUGCAUUUUAGUAUGUAUUGUAGUUUUGUACAUAAAGCAGGAUUUCAUUUAUAAUAGAAGUUUUCAGUACCUGAAUUCUUUGGUAGUUUUGCAGUCAACAUUUUGCUUGCUCCAGCUCAAGCAGCCUAAUUCUACUGAUCUUAAAACUUUAUCAGAAUGUGUUUCCGUAAAAUCAAAGUCCAGUUUGAUCAUGGGUGAUGCAAGUCCAGUCAAAUAGUAGAUCCUGUAUUCAAAUAUUAGAAAAUAUUUAUCAGUACAGGCCACAUUUCCUGAUCUUCAUGAAACUUGAUCAAAAUGCAUGUCUUUAUUAAACUUGGUCAGAAUGUGUGUCUUUAUGAUAUCUUGGUCAAGUUUGAUUACCUGUAUUGACCAGCUACUGUUGAGGCUGCAUUUCAAUCUUGGUCUGAAUAAAACAUGGAUGUUUGUCUGCAUAAAACUAGGUCAUGUCAGAUCAACACUAUACAAUAUUUAUUAAACAACUAAAUUUAUAAAACCAAGCAUUGGCAAUAGAUUACCAGUUUUAUUGAAUAAGUUUAAUUAAUUUCGUAUUGAAUGACCAUAAAUGUGGUAGUCUAUUGUAAUUCUUUAAUUAUAAUUCUAAUUUUAGUGCUGCAUGUUUAUUUAUAAAAUGUUACAAUAUAGAGCGCACAUUUUCAAAUAUUCAUUUUUGGUAUCACAUCAAAAGAUAUCGCACUAGGUCAAUUAUUAUGUAAAUGUACGUAAUUGUAAACUAUUUUUUUCUUUGGGUGAAAUUAAAAACCGGUGGCCCUCUAAAAUCAAAUUGAAAAAAUACCCUUACUAAUUCAGGAUUGAAAGACAUGUAUGUUUAGCAUAACUGUAUCCAGACUUCUUCAUAUCCAUAUCCUAUAUAGCAUAUUCAUUGUAAUUGUUCCAUUAUUCUUGUGUGUGUUUUUCCAUAUUGUUAUGAAUAUAUAUUUCAAUUUUUUGGUCAGCAAGUGUUAAUGAAUGUUGUGCUUGUUUUGGGUGUUUCAAUUUUUAAUAAUGAAAAAUCAUCUGUUUUGUAUGAUAUCACAUUUUUGUACAUGUCGAUAAUCAUGGAAUUUGUAUUUAUCAUAUUUAUUUAAAGCGAAAGCCAUUGAACUGUUACCAAUUGCUCAUUCCAGAAAAAAUAAAAUGUGAA